Molecule: messenger RNA, 930 nt
Organism: Talaromyces rugulosus
Lineage: Eukaryota; Fungi; Ascomycota; Eurotiomycetes; Eurotiales; Trichocomaceae
Exons: 4
Coding region: 1-930 (309 amino acids)
Cellular component (GO): cytosol
Molecular function (GO): aldose reductase (NADPH) activity
Source: RefSeq, a predicted model, not a curated record
AUGGCUGGCACAAAAUGCAAGCUCAACACUGGAGCGCAGAUUCCGUCUAUUGGGUUCGGCACCUGGCAGGAUGUUGGUUCCCAAGAGGAUGCGGUCAAGGAGGCUAUUAAGGCUGGGUAUAGGCACAUUGAUACCGCCCGAGUAUAUGGCACCGAGAAAGCCGUGGGAAAGGCAAUACAAGGGAGUGGCAUACCACGCGAGCAGCUCUUCGUCACCACGAAGCUCUGGAACAAUAAGCAUCAUCCGGAUGAUGUACCCAAAGCCCUCGAUGAUUCCCUCAGGGAUUUGGGACUGGACUACAUUGAUUUAUACCUGAUACAUUGGCCGGUGGCGUGGAAGCGUGGCGACGAGCUGUUUCCCAAAGAAAACGACAAGUUUGUCAUGGAGAACAUUGACAUCGUUGACACUUACAAAGCCAUGGAAAAACUGCUACAAACCGGCAAGGUCAAGGCAAUUGGCGUGUCCAACUUCUCCACGGCGGAGAUGGAACGUAUAUUAAAGAAUGCGUCAGUGGUUCCUGCAGUCCAUCAGAUGGAAUGUCAUCCCUGGUUGCAGCAGCAAACAUUCGCCAAAUGGCACAAAGAAAAAGGCAUUCAUGUCACCCACUAUUCGCCGCUUGGCAACCAGAACGAGCUUUAUUCGGGUCCAAAGCACUUGGGAAAGCUCAUUCAGCACCCGGUUCUCUGUGAUAUCGGCAAGAAGCACAACAAAUCAGGGGCCCAGGUUGCACUCGCUUGGGGAGUUACCCAAGGCCAUUCGGUUUUGCCCAAGUCCAAGACCCCGGAACGCAUCAAGGCAAACUUGGAAGGCGAUUUCAAACUCAGUGACGAGGACAUGAAGAAGAUUGGAGAGAUUGACCAAAAAUUACGAUUCAACGAUAGUAGCGCCGAAUUUGGCAGGGAGUUCUUCUCGGAUUUGGAUGGAAAAUAA